AUGUGCUGCAAUAACCUUUCAAUCCAUAUUCUAUCCAAAGUCGUCGCGGUAGAGACUAGAACCUGGAAAGAACUCGUUCGCCAGGGCAAGAAAGUCGAGAAUAUGAUUAAGAGGCUUGAGACCGAGGAGCCUCACUCCAAAAAGGAAGCUAUCGAACCGAGCGCACCAAAGAAUCCUUCUCGAACGAGAGGAAAGGAGAUCAUGAUCGUUGACUCUACUCCGCCGCCCAAACCAGCUAAGAGGCCGAAACCUAGGCCGUUUGAACAACAUCCCCCGAGGCAAUACAACUUCAGGGAGGACCAAGUGGUGGCAACCCUUGACACUCUCAUAAAGAGUAGUAGGAUUAAGCUACCGGAAGUAACCAAGCCCGAAGAGGCGAACAUAACCAGUGAACCGAACUACUGUGCAUACCACAGGUUCCUCGGUCACCGUACCUCCAAAUGCUAUAUCCUCAAUGAUAAGCUUCAAGCCCUAUACGAUGUGGGGGUUCUGAAAAAGGAGAAGGUACAGAAAUAG
Molecule: messenger RNA, 516 nt
Organism: Asparagus officinalis (garden asparagus)
Lineage: Eukaryota; Viridiplantae; Streptophyta; Magnoliopsida; Asparagales; Asparagaceae
Exons: 1
Coding region: 1-516 (171 amino acids)
Source: RefSeq, a predicted model, not a curated record